AACACGAAAAAGAGUGCCAAAAAAAAAAAAAAACUGCUAGAAGUAAAGAAAAAAAGAAAAAGAAAAAAGGCCAGAAGGCGCAGCAACAUAAUAGCGAAAUCUGGGCUCUUUUUAAAAUAUAUUCUGCUUCUUACAAAAAUCAAAAAAAGGAAAGAAAUUCCAAUAUUCCACAACUCUAAGCUGCAUUUAGGUUUUGGUAUGGAGUUUAAGAAGGUGUUUCUUCAGUUUAACGGAAUAAUAUGGUUUUCCAAGGAUCACUGACGAGAAAGAAUUUUGCUGUCAGAGUUUACAAGAACAGAUCAGAUGGAGAUAUCUUUGUUAAAAGCACUUCUUAGUAACAUUUCCUCAUUUUUAAAUUUAUCGUCUUUUGAGAAGAUUAACUCAGAACCAGUUCAGAAGUACUACCAAAGAGCAGAAGAGAUACUAAAGUUGUUGAAGCCAAUUCUGAAUGCAAUUAUUGAUUCAGAAGUUACUUCUGAUGAAGUGCUUAUCAAGGCAUUCGAAGGAUUGGGUCUCUCUAUAGAAGAACUGAGAGAGCAAUGUGAUAGCUGGCAACCCCUCUUGAGUAAAGUUUAUUUUGUUCUGCAAGUUGAGUCAUUAAUAUCGAAGAUUCGAAAUCCCAGCCUGGAGAUAGUCCAGUUCUUGAAGUGUUCUCAUCUGCAUCUGCCUGAUGAAUUGAGUUCAGCAUCUCUGGAGCACUGCUUGCAGAAAAUUAAGCAUGUAGGAUAUGAACAGACAUCAUCUGUCAUUAGGGAAGCCAUCAGGGAUCAAGUGGAUAGUGUUGGACCAAGCUCAGAAAUACUAGCGAAAAUUGCAGAGAACUUAAGCUUGGGGUCAAACCAGGAGAUUCUGAUAGAGGCUGUGGCCCUUGAAAAGUUGAAGGAGAAUGCUGAACAAGCUGAAAAAACUGCUGAAGCUGAGUUUGUUGAUCAAAUCAUUGGUCUUGUAACUCGCAUGCAUGAACGGCUUGUCCUAAUAAAACAUUCGCAGACUUGUAGCCCGGUUCCCAUACCUGCUGAUUUCUGCUGCCCCCUUUCCCUAGAGCUAAUGACUGAUCCAGUGAUUGUGGCAUCAGGACAAACCUAUGAGCGGGCUUUCAUCAAGAAAUGGAUUGGUCUUGGGCUCAUUGUGUGCCCCAAGACACGGCAGACUUUGGCUCAUACGAAUCUUAUACCUAAUUAUACAGUGAAGGCACUAAUUGCAAACUGGUGCGAGUCAAACAAUGUGAAGUUGCCUGAUCCCAUGAAGUCCAUGAGCCCCCUUCUUUUGCACGCAGAGUCUGGCUUGUCAAGGGACUCAAGUAGUGUUCCACGUUCUAGAAGCAGCCAACCAAUUUCACCGGAGUCACAGUCUACAAGUCAAACUGAUAAAAACCUAGUCACAUCCAGUGGACUUAAUCGGGAGGGAACCUCCCCGCUACAUCCUCGAUCUACCUCAAAGGGUUCUUUGCCAGCUAUUGAUGGAAAUGGAGAGUAUCUGGAUGUUGCAAGAAUAUCACUAAGUAGUGCUGAAGAGGGAUCCAACUUGGAACAGAGAGGUAGCGAAUUAGUUGGCCAACCCCCUUUGUCACCUUCUAUUAAUGAAUUUCAUAACAAUGGACAGUCAUCUCUAAAUCAUGCAAGAUCUGACUCAGCAUCUAGUAUACUUUCUAAUUCAGAUUUUCCCCAAGGACCAAGUGGAGAUGCCAAUGAGAGUUUGGAGGCGUCAACUCAUCUCAGGGCCAAUAGUGGUGUUAAUGGAGAGGUGAAAUCUGACUCGCAGCCUGUGGCUAGCUCAGCCAUCCCACAGAGAGAAGCUGAGUUCUCUCCUCGAUUUAUGGAUCCAAGAUCUCGAAGCCAAAGAAUCUGGCGCCGACAAUCAGAGAGAUUCAUUCCAAGGAUCAUUUCUUCUCCUGGUAUUGAGAACAAGGCUGACCUUUCUGGCACUGAAACCCAAGUUAAGAAGUUGGUAGAGGACUUGAAGAGCACUUCAGUCGAUACUCAACGAGAGGCCACUGCUCAACUCAGGUUGCUUGCCAAGCACAAUAUGGAUAAUCGGAUUAUAAUAGCAAACUGUGGGGCCAUUAGCAUGUUAGUUAAUUUGCUUCGUUCACCAGAUGCAAAGACUCAGGAAAAUGCUGUUACAGCACUUCUUAACUUAUCAAUUAACGAUAACAACAAAACAGCCAUUGCUAAUGCAAAUGCAAUAGAGCCUCUGAUUCAUGUCCUCGAGACAGGAACUCCUGAAGCUAAAGAAAACUCAGCUGCUACUCUUUUCAGCCUUUCAGUCAUCGAGGAUAACAAAGUCAAGAUUGGAAGGUCUGGGGCAAUCGGGCCUCUUGUUAAUUUACUGGGGAAUGGUACUCCUAGGGGAAAGAAAGAUGCUAGUACAGCCUUGUUUAAUCUGUCAAUAUUUCACGAAAAUAAGGCCCGAAUUGUGCAAGCUGGUGCUGUUAGACACCUUGUGGAGUUGAUGGACCCAGCUGCUGGAAUGGUUGAUAAGGCUGUUGCUGUUUUAGCAAAUCUUGCUACGAUUCCUGAAGGGAGGACUUCAAUUGGGCAGGAGCAAGGGAUUCCUGUGCUGGUUGAGGUCGUUGAAUUGGGUUCAGCAAGGGGAAAGGAAAAUGCUGCGGCUGCUCUUUUACAGCUCUGCACAAACAGUAAUAGGUUUUGCAGUCUGGUUCUCCAAGAAGGUGCUGUCCCACCGCUAGUUGCCUUGUCCCAGUCUGGUACACCCAGGGCUAGAGAGAAGGCACAGACACUUCUGAGUGUCUUCAGAAACCAACGACAUGGUAAUUCUGGAAGAGGCUGAGAGUAGGAAAACAAGCUUCAUUGCCAUCCAAGGUUUUGGGUCUAUACAAUAUGUAUACAUUUGAUGUUGCAAAUAAUGCAUGUGAAGGUUUUGCUGCUUUGAUUUACUGGGUCUAUUGUAGAGAAAAAAAAAAUAUUUUAUGGAGGAUUUGAUUGAGUCCUCUUGUCAAUUACUUUGUGUUUUAAAUGUGAAAUUUGUAAAUGUGGGGAAGAAAUAUCAUUUCAUACAAGCGAGUCUGUCUGGUCUGUUUCAGCGAGCUUUGUCUGAAUGAUAACCAAUUAAUAGUCUCUGUCCUGGUUGAUGUUC
This is a messenger RNA of Gossypium raimondii (Peruvian cotton), 3096 nucleotides long. Its product is annotated as U-box domain-containing protein 4. The record is from RefSeq and is a predicted model, not a curated record. Gene Ontology annotation, biological process: protein ubiquitination. Gene Ontology annotation, cellular component: cytoplasm; nucleus. The coding region runs from base 304 to 2790 and encodes 828 amino acids. Gene Ontology annotation, molecular function: ubiquitin-protein transferase activity; protein binding. Lineage: Eukaryota; Viridiplantae; Streptophyta; Magnoliopsida; Malvales; Malvaceae. The transcript is spliced from 6 exons.